Messenger RNA from Suillus plorans, 303 nucleotides. RefSeq lists its product as uncharacterized. The record is from RefSeq and is a predicted model, not a curated record. NCBI's taxonomy places the organism in Eukaryota, Fungi, Basidiomycota, Agaricomycetes, Boletales, Suillaceae. The transcript has 2 exons. The annotation marks the transcript as partial.
UUCGCCGACGUCAACGGCGAUAGAAAGUCGGGGCGACGAACCCUGCCGAUUGUAGCGCCCGAAGGAUCUCGCAUAUAUAUGCUUUGUGUCCUUCCGCUACUUUCUUUUGCUCUUACAUCAAUAUGGAGCAUAGGGCCCCUCUGCAGCAUUUUCUUUAUUUCUCUCGGUUCUUGGAUCGGAAUUCGCUACUUUCUCUAUCGCGACGAGAUUAAUGAUCAGUGGAGCUACCGCCUGUAUAACGUGUGGGUCAUGGGCGUGCAUAUUUUGCCAGCGAAUGGGCGUUUACCUGUAUUGGCAUGGUAG